Molecule: messenger RNA, 1185 nt
Organism: Lutra lutra (Eurasian river otter)
Lineage: Eukaryota; Metazoa; Chordata; Mammalia; Carnivora; Mustelidae
Product: serine/arginine repetitive matrix protein 1-like
Exons: 4
Coding region: 1-1116 (371 amino acids)
Source: RefSeq, a predicted model, not a curated record
AUGAGGAGGAGACGCGAGACACAAAAGCGGGGCCCGAGGGGAAGUGGCGCCCGCUCAGCCCCCGCGCGCCGCGGGGCGCGCAGCCAUCGACGCCGCCUGGGCAGCGGCCGGCAAACUUUUGCGAGGCUGGCUCUCCGCGAGUGCCCGGGCCCGGGAGGGGGCCCUCCGCAUACUUCCGAGCGGGCUGUGCCCGCGCCGGUCCCCAGACGCCGUCUGCCUUUUUUCCUCCUCCCCACUUUUUGGCUCGGCUGCCCCCGGCGGCGCUCAGAGUCCCGCCCCGGCCGCUCCCCGCCCCCUCGCGGCGGCUCCCACUGCGCGACUUUGUGGCCACCAAAAGGAGGGGGUGCGCGCCCAACAAAGAGACCGGACUCCAGGCGGCGCCUCCGCGCGCGGCCGGCCGGGGUAGUGGAUGGGCGGGCACCGGCUGGCCCGGCCGGGUGUGGGGGACAGCGGGCCGGUGCCACUGACGGGGCUGCCGAACCUCGGCCGCCGCCGCCUCCCACCCAACUUACGUGUCACCCACGGCCCCGCUAUUCUGGCCAACGGGAUUCCGGGAGGAAGUCCCACUCGGGCUCCCCGCUCAUUGGGCCCGUCAGAGCCGCCGCUCCCUCCCUUCGGGGAGGCAGUGCGGGGCUCGAUUGGACGCCCGCUUUGUCCGUCCGACCCUGGGGCCGCGCCUUCCCUCCCACCGCGAGAGCCCGCGAGGGGCUCCGUGGGCAGCGCGGCCGCCUGGCGCCGGGGUGCGCCCACGUGGAGCGCGGGUGGGUGGGGAGAGCCCGCCGAGCCUGGGGCGGGGAGGUUGGGGUGCCCGGGCGACGUGUCCCGGCUUGCGGCUGGGCGAGCCAGUGGGCAGGUGCAGCAGACACACGGGAUGGCUAUACCGGCAGCAUAAUGGCAAAGCCUUUGUUUUGUGUGCGGAUCUGUUGUUGGUGGGAGCUCAGCUUAGCCGCUGAAGCCAAAGAACAUCGUUCAGAUUCCAGUCUCUGCUUCACUGAGUGGGGCAAGAUCUUCAGGAUAUUUGUAUGGGAGACUGAGAAGUUCAAGAUCUGUGGUCAGCAAGCUGGAGACCCAGAAGAGCUGAGGGCAAAUUUCCAAUUGAAGUUCAAAGGCCUGUGAACCAGGGGGGCAGCUGAUAUGUGUCAACCCAACUUUGAGUCCAAAGGUAGAAGACUGAUGUUUCAAGUU